UAAAACAAGUAAACCUGGCCUUUUUUAUUAAGUUAAUAAAUUCAUAUUCACAAGCCAAGGAAUAUAAGUGUCAGGUAUAUCUUGAUAGUUUGAUAUGUCAUGAAUUGUCUUUGUUCAAGGAAAUGUAAAAGACGCAUAAUUCAAGCUAGGAUUUUUGGUCUUCACGUUAAUACAUUCAUUCAAAAACUGGGUUUUCUUACAGUAAACAUAUCUCAUAUAUAUCGUACAGGUUUGAUAUCUCAUGGAUUGUCUUUGUUCGAGGAAAUUCGGGAUUUAACUUUCUUCUCGGUUUAAAAUGAAGCCUUAUAAGAUAACGGAAGGAAAUAACAGGAGUAUGGAUACAAAUGGUUUUGCAACGCCAAAUGGAAGAAAACCAAGUCACUUUGAUAAAGAGAUUAUAAGUAACAAUAAUAAUGACUCGAAAAUUGACAAAUUCGCAAAUAUUCUUAAUGACUUAUUUCGGGAAAAUAAACAACGAUUCAAAACAGUGAGAAAUAUUUUCCUCUUGGUCCUUUACCUCGCUUACUAUGGCUAUGCGAUGUAUUGCAACUUUGGAGAUGAGCCUUCUAUCCGUCUGACAGUGUUCACAGUAUUCGGACUUUUGUGCAUAAGCUGGAAGCAACUGAGAAAUUUCGAAUGUUUCAGGACGGCAUGGAAAUCAUUUUGUAGAAAGGUGUACGCACUCUAUUCAGUUGGCAGACGACCGAAAAUUAUCCAGUGGGGUCUGUACUUUGUCUGGAGUGCUCUAUUUCUAGUUUAUGUCAUAGUAAAUGUCGCUUUGAAAGACUCGAGGAAUUUGAUUCCGCUUGUUGGCAUUGCUGUAUUCAUACUUCUUAUGGUCCUACUUUCCAACAAUCGCAGAAGAAUAAACUGGCACUGUGUAUUCUAUGGUACAAUUCUGCAAUGCCUGUUUGGACUUUUCGUAUUGAAAACUACAGCAGGCACGACAACUCUGAUGUGGUUCUCAGAUCGAUUGAUAGAGUUCAUAAGCUAUUCGGAUGUGGGUUCUUCGUUUGUUUUUGGGCAGAAAUAUUUGGAUCAUGUAUUUGCAAUGCAGAUACAAUGUAAUUUUCCGUAUAAUAUUCUGUAAAACAUACUUCACACCCUGAUGUAGUGGUUAAGACUGCUUAUCCUACGUUGAGUCGUAUUGAUAUGGCCUUGUAUUGAAACAACAUAUAUUUAAAUAUAUGGCCUGGUAUGAAACACCAUUUAGUUAGAAAGAAUGACUGAUUAUCUACCUGCCUUUUGCCUGGCACAAUGUGAUUCGGAAAACGUAUGCAAUGAUAAGGUUAACGUAAGUCAACAUGAAUGGCCCUUUCAAGCACUUCAGUUCAGUAAUAGACAAGAUUGUAAACUUGCUAAAUAAUGUGUCAUAUCCGGCCACUGUUGUUAACUUUGUAACUAUUUUUUCCGCAGCUGCUGAAGUGCAGUGACUCAGUUGCAUCCCGUAAGAAAAUUUUUAGCGUCUGUAGCGAAUUCCUCGGAACUAGCAGGACGUUUUGGUAUCAUUUGGAUGAGGUUAUAGAUAUAUUGCGAAUAAAUUCAUUACUGAAUAGCAAAGUUUCUGCCGCCACGAGAUAGCUAGGUAGCAAUCACGAUAAUAUUGUAAACUUUCGAAGAAAUUUUUGCAUUUUUCUGAAAACAUUUCAGCAAAACAUAAUAUUUUCUAGAUAUUUCAUUUGUUUCCUGAAAAUAUUUUAGCGCAAACUUUCGCGUUGGUGCUUGAAACUUCCACGAGAUACUUAGUAGGUAUCACGAUAAUAUUCUGAACUUUCUGAUAACAAAAUCGUGUGUCGAGAUUUAUAACAUUGUCUAUUAUCAGAUGACAUUGAUAUGUUACAUAAUUGUGUGAAAUUUACAUCAGUGAUAUACCCCAUCAAAAAUUACGCUGUCUGUAAAUUCUAAUAUCUAUUCAUUCUUAUGUAACAGUAGACAAUUGGAAAUACAUGUAUUGCAAAUAAAAUCUAAUCAUUAUCGAAACGCAUUAGCAUAUGAUAAAAACACAAUAUCAAAUUAAAAUUCUCAUCUGAUUCACUUGGAUGUUAUGUUAGUGUAUAUUUGACAUCUUGGACAUGAAAAUGUGUGCCCUGCUUCUGAUAAUUCACUAUGAUUCAGUUUAUAAAUCCUACCAGGACUGAACUGUUUUGAUAUUUGUCUUCUGGCCUGUUUCGUUGGGCCCUUAAGGGUGUUUCUCUUGUUGCUCUGUCUUCUGAAAAGGCAUUGAGUACAUACGUUUUUGGUUCUUAAGGUUUGCUUUUUAUAUAUUUAUACACGAGCAUUUUUGUGUUUUACAUGCCAUGCCUUUUUGUUUCCAUUACAUGUGUAAGAGAUUCACCUGGAGGGGAUUACUUUUAUUUACACUGUCCCGUGUCUUUGGAACAUGGUGGGGGUAAGAGUGAGGUUGGGUGCGCACCAAAAACCGGUUUAAGCUCCCCAGUGGUGUUUUUGCCAUUGACCGUUCCAAGGCGGUGCCCCACUGUGCUCCUUUGUUUGUUCGUUUUGUCCUGAUGUGUUGGCUUUGUGUGUGUGUGUGUGUGUGUGUGUGUGUGUGUGUGUGUGUGUGUGUGUGUGUGUGUUGCUUUGUUUGUUCGUUUUGUCCUAAUGUGUUGGCUGUGUGUGUGUGUGUGUGUGUGUGGUGCACGCGUCUGCGUGGUGUGGGUUUCGUUUUGAGAAGGCUGCGUUUUUGGUGCGUGGCAUUCCCUGUUUGAUAUUUGUCUUUGUUUUUUUUUACAUAGAACAAUGAGUUCUUGAAAUAUCAAAAUGUGGCGCACUACUGAAACUUUGAUAUAAGCGUUCAGUGAUCGUUCUGGCUGUCUUCUGAAUAAACGUUCGAAGGUAAUGUGUCCAUACUUAUCUUAACCGCAGACAACCACUGACAACUAUGUCUUAUGAUGUGUACAUAGCCAUAUUAACACCUCCAGCUACAGCAAAACCUUUAAAACAUGUGCUGCUUGAUUUUGUUUGCAGCUGUUGAAGUAUUUCACUUCAACGCAUGUGUUAUGUUAAAUUAUUAAUUGUC
Molecule: messenger RNA, 3019 nt
Organism: Mercenaria mercenaria
Lineage: Eukaryota; Metazoa; Mollusca; Bivalvia; Venerida; Veneridae
Product: solute carrier family 28 member 3-like
Exons: 4
Coding region: 296-1090 (264 amino acids)
Biological process (GO): nucleoside transmembrane transport
Cellular component (GO): membrane
Molecular function (GO): nucleoside:sodium symporter activity
Source: RefSeq, a predicted model, not a curated record